CGUACUAAGUGGUAACCAAUUAUUGAGAAAGACGAAGCAAUUAGGAUGGAUUGGUAAAUUAAAAUUUAAGAAGGAGAUGUUGUCGUUUCCGGCGCGGAAUCGAACGAGGAGGAUAUUGAAACAAGAAAAGUGAUUGUAAACUAAAUACCGUGAUGUGUAGAGUGUGAAGGGCUAAGGGCAAAAUGAAGGGUGUCGACAAGCAAAUAGAAGAAGCAAUAACAUGGUGAUCUGCGGUCGAGGGUGUCAAAGCUCACAGCAGUGGGGAUGCAGAGACGCGUGACGUCAGUUUCAGUAAGCGCGCUUGUCGUACGUCGUUUCCGAGCGUCAGUCAUGCUUUUGUGUUUCACUCGUCAACAUCUCUUUUAGUUAUACAGACACGUGAGAUAAUUUAUAGUGAAUGUAGUGACGUUCUAAAUAUUUGAAUUGGGUGAAACGUGUAGUAAAAUUACAUCAUGCUUACUUCUGGAAAUCAGUAUUUACGACCAGAAUAUCUAACUCCUCUACCAACAACGCUGGAUGCCAAAAAGAGCCCGCUUGCGCUUUUAGCACAGACUUGUAGCCAAAUUGGUGCCGACUUACCUAACAGUAAACUUAUACAAAGUGCCGAAAAAGGAAACAAGUCUAGUAAAAGCGAUUCGAUAAAAUCAAAAUCGCCCAGUGCUAUUAAUUGUAACGAAUCACAUAAUAAAUCGAGUUUCAAACCGUACGACGCUAGUUUACCUCGUGACAAAACGCAGUCGCCAGAAGACCGAAGUUCGGCAAAUCGAGUAAGGACACCAGCAAAAUCGACAAUUACCAACAGCAGGUGUAGCAGUAAUCAAAGUGAGGCAUCUCCAGGUCCGUCACCGGCAGCUUCCGAUAGAAAAACUCCAAUUGUCGACCCCAAUGAAUUGGAACGGACGAGCCCUACAAAGUCCAGGGAUAGUAUUUCAAGUCCAACCCCGGCAUCAUCGAACGGAAAAACUGCAUCUACGCCUAGUAUUUUAACGUCAACCACCGACCCGAGUAUCAAAGAUUUGCCAUUAGGGACAUUUAAGCCGGGAGCUAUGCCGCCAACUUCUACAUUCCUUGGAGGGUAUCCAACUCCAGGUAUUCCGCUACCGAUGGAUUUGAUGGCAAGCAGUUUAUUAUCACAUCAUCAGUCUCUGAAAAGUGGAGCUUUUGGCCCGUAUUCGAGUUACGUUCGUAUGAAGGGAGCGUUGGGAUCUGAAAGCUUAGCUCCGGCUUGUCGAGAUCCUUAUUGCACGGGUUGCAGUUUAAGCUCGCAUUUGUUAGCUUCCAGUGGAGUUGGCGGAAAAUCGAAUUGUCCGGCGGGAUGUACGCAGUGCGAUCACGUCGCGUCAAAGACGGCCGGCUAUUUAGGACACAAUCCCUUGGCAGCUGCUUACGCUCACGCACAAUUAGCGGCGUUAGCUGCCGCCUCUCAACUUCCAUAUGUCUGUAAUUGGAUUGCGGGAGACGCCACUUAUUGCGGCAAACGGUUUUCGACCUCAGAAGAAUUAUUGCAGCAUUUACGGAGCCACACGGCGAUCGUAUCGGCAGCGGAAACAAAUCCAACUCUAUCGAUGUUAAAUACUACAAGUCUACCGCCCACACAUCCUUUACUACACAGAACAUAUCCCACUCCACCUCUAAGCCCACUAGCAACCGCCAGGUAUCACCCGUACAGUAAACCGUCUUUAUUACCGCCAUCCUUUACCUCAUCCACAUUAUCUAGUUUUCCUCUGGGUCAUCCAGGUCUUCCAGCAUAUCUAUCCCCCUACAGUCUUUACGGGCCGCGACUGAGUACAAGUUCAGGAAUGCAUCCUUAAUUUCGCAUAAUGUUUUUCGUAUUUGCAAGCCAAAUGUUUUAGCUGUGUUGACACGGACUUCGCUAGUCUAAUUUUAAGUGUAUAUCAAAUUGUUUUAAUUAAAGUUUACAAAGUUACUGUAAACGUGAUCGUGUGAUAUGACAUUACCUUUUUAUAGAUAUAUUUGGUGGUGAGUGAACAUAGUACUGAUUAAAUCAGCGCGAGCAAAUAAGAAAAAAACUGUGACGGAUAUGUAUUUAAUGUACAGAUCUCAACGUUGUUAAAUAUAUUUAUUUAAAAUAUUCAUAUUACCUACUUCAAAAUGACACGAGUAAAUAUUACGCCAUUGCACAUUUAUUUACUCGGUGGAGUGUCCAACUUGCUUAUUUGUGAUGUAUUUUAGUGUCAAUAUACUUAUAUUGCUUUUAAUUUUUGAAUGGUUAUUAUUUAAAUAAUCGUUUGUGUAAGUGGCAAUAAAAUAUCCUUCAUUGUUAAAUUUAAAUACAUUAUGAUGUUAUUACUAUUAGUUGCAUUUCUGUGGCAAAACCUUCUAGAGAGUAAUUUGCGUUUUUGUUCAUAUUUAUUGUUCACAGAAAUUGUUUUAUUUUGAACGCUAAUUGUUCUUUUCCUAUGCAAAAAAAAU
This is a messenger RNA of Photinus pyralis (common eastern firefly), 2433 nucleotides long. Its product is annotated as zinc finger protein Elbow. The coding region runs from base 453 to 1811 and encodes 452 amino acids. NCBI's taxonomy places the organism in Eukaryota, Metazoa, Arthropoda, Insecta, Coleoptera, Lampyridae. Gene Ontology annotation, biological process: negative regulation of DNA-templated transcription. The transcript is spliced from 2 exons. Gene Ontology annotation, cellular component: nucleus. The record is from RefSeq and is a predicted model, not a curated record.